CGCAAUUACAGUGCAGUUCCCAAAACACUUUAAAAAGGACACUUAUCCUGCUGUCAGACCAUCACUGACAGAAGUGUCGACAUGCACAUCAUCAACAUGCUCCUCUUACUACUCGUGCUGUUCCUGCUCUUCGGUGUCCCGGCGGUUCAAUCCGUCCCCACCUUUCAGCACGAAGACCCGGUCACCGGUCGGAGCCUCGCCUGUAACCAGUGUCCACCCGGAACUUACAUGGCCGCCUACUGCACCGCCACCACACAAACCAAGUGCCUGCCCUGCAAGAGCCAACACUUCACCGAGGUGUGGAACUACCUGCCCAAGUGUCUGUACUGCUACAACUUCUGCUCUGAGAACCAGGAGGUGGAGACGGAGUGCUCAGCGACCACCAACAGGGUCUGUCGGUGCAAAGAGGGUUUCUAUCUGAUCAAUGACUUCUGCAUGAGACACUCAGAGUGCGGGGUCGGACACGGUGUUAAAACGAAAGGUACGCCACAAACUGACACUGUUUGUGAGAGCUGUUCCGAGGGCUACUUCUCAACUUCAUCUUCCGCGCUGGAGCCGUGCGUAAAACACCAGGACUGCGCAAACGGACAGAUUGCGCUCCUCCCUGGCACAGUUAACCAGGACAAAAUGUGUGGCUCCUGCGAGGAUCUUGUAAACGGAGGUGAGACGCUCAGGUCUUUCGCCUCAGGAUUCUUCAGUAUGCACAGGAUGCGUGUGUCGAAAAUGAAGACGUUUGUUUCCAGGUAUAUUCAUGAGUCAGCAGGGGGAACGGUCGCCAAACAGAGAGGUCCUCUGAUGGAUCAGAUCAAAUCGUGGCUGGCCCAGGCUCCAGAGUCACAGCUGAAAAGUUUGCCACAGAUGCUGAAGGCUUCACAGCUCCGCUCCAUGGCAGAAAAACUAGAGAGUAUAGUCAAUAGCAUUAAGGAGCAGAGCCCAAACUGCACCUUAUCAUUCGUUGUUUAGAUGUAGAGUGACAGUGUCCAUGGCACAUACAGUAACAUAUACCUCUUUCUUAUUUGGCAGUUUUGCCCACUUGAAAACAAGUAUUUAUAUAUUUUUUUUCAUUUGCAUUUCAAUUGAGAGUACAUGCACUGCCUUAAAGACUGACCUAGUGAUAUUUCAUAAAUGUUUUUGUUUCUUUAACUCAGCUAAGACUGUUUACAUCAGAUUUUUAUGAGGGAAGAAGUGACAAACCGUUAAACUUGGGAGAAUUAUGAAUAUAUUUAACAACACAUUGUGACAUUACAUGAUAGAUUGUACAUAAAUACUUAUGUUUGAAAGUGAGCGACAAUUAAAAUAAAUGUUAUCAUAAAAAUGUUUGAAGUCCUGUGAAACUGAGUGAUAAACUGAAAACGUAACGUGCAGCAGCGAAAUAAAGAAUACCGGUAUGAUCUAA
Messenger RNA from Epinephelus moara (kelp grouper), 1396 nucleotides. RefSeq names its product tumor necrosis factor receptor superfamily member 6B-like. Bases 82 to 963 code for a protein of 293 amino acids. The transcript has 5 exons. Gene Ontology annotation, molecular function: protein binding. Lineage: Eukaryota; Metazoa; Chordata; Actinopteri; Perciformes; Serranidae. The record is from RefSeq and is a predicted model, not a curated record.